AGGUGCCUGGCCCCCCAGUCCCGUCCAGUCCGGGGCGGUGCCGCGGGCAGGGGAUCCCCGGCGCGCUGCAGGCGCCCCGCGGGGUCCGUGAGAAGCCCCCGAUCGAGGACCCCUUGGCAUGGCGGCCGCGGCCGGGGACGCGGAGCAGGAUAAGUUACAUCCAAGGAAUCUUAUCCCAGAGCUUUGUAGACUGUUUUAUGGUUUAGGCUGGGUGACGGGAACUGGUGGAGGAAUCAGCUUGAAACAUGGGAAUGAAAUCUACAUCGCUCCUUCAGGAGUCCAGAAGGAAAGAAUACAGCCAGAAGAUAUGUUUGUUUGUGACAUGAACGAACAGGACAUCAGUGGUCCUCCACUGCACAAGAAGCUAAAGAAAAGCCAGUGCACACCUCUCUUUAUGAAUGCCUACACUAUGAGAGGGGCAGGUGCAGUGAUCCAUACUCAUUCCAAGGCUGCUGUUAUGGCUACCCUUCUUUACCCAGGGACUGAGUUCCGUAUUACCCAUCAGGAGAUGAUAAAAGGAAUCCAGAAAUGUACUUCAGGAGGCUAUUACAGAUAUGAUGAUACACUAGUGGUUCCCAUUAUUGAGAAUACACCAGAAGAGAAGGAUCUCAAGGAAAGAAUGGCACUUGCAAUGGAAAAAUACCCAGACUCUUGUGCUGUAUUGGUCAGACGUCAUGGUGUUUAUGUAUGGGGAGGAACAUGGGAAAAAGCCAAAACAAUGUGUGAGUGUUAUGAUUACUUGUUUGAUAUCGCAGUGCAGAUGAAGCAGCAUGGGCUAGAUCCUUCAAAACAUCCAGCUGGAGAAAACGGGAUCUUGUAAAUGUCAACAACAUUUAUAUUCAGGUUUCUUACGUGGUGGUGGGAGUUCCAGAUUUCAACUCACACUUGGAGCCAGAAGGGGGUGCUGUUAUACUCAGGGGAUUGACAGAUGCCAGCAGGCAGUUUUAGAUUGUUCAACGCAUCCAAGAAGAAAAGGAGACUUCAAAACAACUGAAUUGCUAUUUAUGAAUCCUGUUGAGCGCUACAGUAGCAGAAAUGAAAACUGAGAUGCAAAAAAAAGAUUUUGAAUAACUAUGGAGAACUAACAUGACAUUUUGUUUGUGUGCCUUAAAAAUUGACAUUUCAACAACCUACAUUGGCUGAUCCUGCUGUAAUUCUAUAUUAUAACUCUCCACUUCUGAAAGUUAUAGUAGCUUUUAUUCUUCAGGAAAAAAAGAGAGGACAACCCCUUAAUUAGAAGUUAAUAAAGUUUAAAGCAUUGUUUGAACUGUGAUUCCUUCAUGCCAUGUUCAUAGCUUUUUUUUUUAAUUAAGCCUGUAGCAUACGUAUUUUUAAAUUCUCCUAAUUGUCAUUAUAAUGAGUAGGAAACACAUAAUUUUAUAGUGUGUAUUUUGUAGUUACUGGAAGACUGCUGUGGGUCUUGUCUGGUUUUUACAUCUUUACAUUCCUUCACUUUGAGUAACAUUUUGUUUAUUGCAACUUCAGAACAACUUUUUAUGACCUCUGAUUAGCCCCCCUAAGGUAGAUUUAAUCAAAGUGCUCAUUAAAAUGUAGUAUCGCAUAUUUAUGACACAGUGUCUUUCAAAAUCUUCUGCAAUGGCUCCCCAGUGGCAUUAUUGAAAGCCUUCAGUGACCAGUUUUCAGAUUGAGUGUUGAGACUCUGUUCCCAAGGGUGAAUUGAGACAGGGUAGGCACCAACUGUGACCUUGUUCUCUGUUAGGGGCCGUGCAUUCCCACUGCUUUCUCUUACAACGUCUCUGGCUUUUUUUUUUUUGAGCUUCCAUGAGGUGAAUUAACUCUUCAACCUAAAAGUGGGAGUGGGGGAAAGAAAAUUACUAAAUUAUUUCCUAAUAAGCCACUGGUCAAAGGUGUGUUCAAAGAGAACCAGAGCCAGGGCAAAAGAUAAGAGGGAUGAUUCCGGAGAUGGCAGACAACACUUUCCCCUUUUCCUGGAAAUGACAGUUAAGUUCAAUGUCUUGUAAAUGUUGGGCAUGUUUGUCAUUCCCUACAGUGCUAUACUUGCUACAGCUUCCCUGUAGUGCUGUACCUGCAGCGUGUAACCUUUAAGCCUUAUGGGGUGUGCGUGACCUUGGUUAUUGUGAAAUAGUGGUUAUCACUGCCUUACUGCAGAUUGUUGGCUAUAUGUUUAUCAAUACAUUUUUUCAGUAUUAGGCACUUGUUUGUCAGUGGCAAAUAUUUAAACUGCCUGAUUUCUGCAAAAAAGUAAAUUCCUGUGGUAUUCUGAUGAUGGUUUCAGAACAGAUCAUAAUUGUAUCAUUCCAUAAUGCUGAUGUUUUCUAAGUAUAAGGAAUGUAUAAAGAAGUAUAUUUAUGCUUAGUGUUGGUUUGUUUUGCAUGUAUAAUGACAAACUAUAAAAGAACACUCACGAGGAAAGGUUUUUUUGCCAAAUAUAUUCCUCUAGGGUCAUGUUAAUUACAAAUAUUCACUUUCUCUUCUAGCUCCAAUUUGCCACUCUAUAGCAUUUCUAAAAUUUGUGUAAAACAUCCAAUUUCUAUAGUAACUAAGAAGUUUUGUCAUACAGGAUUCCAAGAUGUUUGGAGUCCCAUCCAGUGAUAUGGAAAUGAGCUAAAUGCACUCUUCUGAUGUGAACUCUCAUCAAAGAAAUUAAUGCCUUUACAACUCUGGUGGCUUCAUAAACUUGUGAAAUGAUUACUGUUUUCUGGUUUUAAGUGUAUAUAAUUUCCUGAUGUGAAUUGCGGGCUAAAAAAGCCAGCUAGAUAUUUUUAUGCAUUUACAGCGGAAGCUUGAUCUCCACUGAGCCGAUUAUCUAGGUUUAGUAUCACCAGAUAGGCUUAUGUCAAAAUGACAUAAUUCCCAUUUCAAGUGGCUCAUCCAAAAAGCUAAGUAAGUUCCAACAUUUCUCAAUAAAAGUAACUUCCUACCAAACAUCCUGUUUGCUUUCCAAGAAGGAAAUAAAACUGCAGAAUACAGCAUCUUGAAACAUUAAGAGAUAGAACUUGUAACUUAGAGUAAGCAGUUAUGAUGCCAAUAUAUGUUCUUUAGUGAAAGCUGUAAUGCCUGAACAACUGGCAUCCUAUUUGCUUUAUCUCCAAAAUUGUAAUUUAAAAAUUAACAUCGAAAAAAUUCACUGUCUAAUGGAACAAUACAAAUAAACCAGUAACCUUCCUCUAAA
Messenger RNA from Myiozetetes cayanensis, 3154 nucleotides. RefSeq names its product APAF1 interacting protein (gene APIP). Gene Ontology annotation, molecular function: methylthioribulose 1-phosphate dehydratase activity; metal ion binding. The record is from RefSeq and is a predicted model, not a curated record. Gene Ontology annotation, cellular component: cytoplasm. Lineage: Eukaryota; Metazoa; Chordata; Aves; Passeriformes; Tyrannidae. The transcript has 8 exons. The coding region runs from base 119 to 820 and encodes 233 amino acids.